Saprolegnia diclina VS20 is the source of this 1235-nucleotide messenger RNA. RefSeq lists its product as hypothetical. Gene Ontology annotation, biological process: chitin catabolic process; carbohydrate metabolic process. Gene Ontology annotation, cellular component: extracellular region. The record is from RefSeq and is a predicted model, not a curated record. Lineage: Eukaryota; Oomycota; Saprolegniomycetes; Saprolegniales; Saprolegniaceae. The transcript has 4 exons. The coding region runs from base 47 to 1216 and encodes 389 amino acids. Gene Ontology annotation, molecular function: chitinase activity; chitin binding.
CUAGGAUACCGAAUAUUCAUCCGGAUACAUUUGACAAGGCGGCAGGAUGCAGACGACGGUCGUGCUGGCCAUGACGAGCCUCCUUGCUGUCUCGGCCAUGGCGGCGUGGAACGCGCUGGAGCAAGCGAGCUUAGCGGCGUGCCCCUGCGCGGAGGCGUCGCUGUGCUUGCCUGUCGUUUCGGACCGCCGCUUUGAGGUGUUUGCGUUCUCGCCGUCAGGAGGCGACAACUGGCGCUACUACGACUACUCGGUGCUCACGACGAUCGCAUGGAACCUCGACAAGGGCUUGCUCUGCCACGCGCACGCCCAUGGCGUCAAGAUCGUAGCGCUGCACAACUUUGAGCACGUCGACCAGCUCUGCAACGCGAGUGCGCGCCAGGCCUGGGUGCAUGCCACGUACAUAGCCAUCGUGACCAACUACGCUGACGGCGUCAACGUCGACACGGAAGCCGAAAUCACACGCCACGACCACGCUGCCUGCUUGACGCUACUCUUGCAAGAGCUACGCGUCGAGCUGCAGGCGCAUGCGUUCACACGCCACGCCCAGAUUACGUUUGACGUUGCGUGGUCGCCAAGCGGCGUCGACCAGCGCUACUACGACUAUGCCGGUCUCGCCGCCGCUGCCGACUAUGUCUUUGUCAUGGCGUACGACAUGCGCAGCCAGCUUUACGACCAUUGCCUCGCCGGUGCCAACAGUCCGAUCGCACAAGUCCAGCGCGGCCUCGACGAUUACAUCAAUGGCGCUGAGGUGCCCAAGGCCAAGCUCCUUCUCGGGCUGCCCUGGUACGCCUACCAGUACCCGUGCCGCCACUACGACCCAAUCUCGGACCUCUGCUCGCUGUCCGCGGUACCGUUUCGCGGCGCACCCUGCAGUGACGCGGCCGGCGUGCAACUCGACUACCACGACGUCCUAACGCAGCUCGAUGCACCACCAACAACGCGGCGCUGGGACAACGUCACGGCGACACCGUACUUUGUUCAUCGUAACGCCACAGGCGGAAUUUUUCAAACGUGGUACGACGACCCCGAGAGCCUACGAGCCAAAUUUGCGCUCGCGGCAGACCUCGGCGGCCUUGGCAUGUGGCACGUCGACGCCCUCGACUACUCGGGCAAGCACGCGCCAACAGCCUCGACGCUCGCCAUGUGGCAAGUCCUCCACGACGCCGUGCCAAAAACCACCAUCGCGAUCGUCUCGGACCCCGUAGCGCUCGCAUAAUCGAUGAUUCCUUACCCUA